AUGAUCAAUGCCGUCCUGGUUUUCAACAACAAUGGGCAGCCACGUCUUACUAAAUUCUACACGCAUAUCGACACGCAAACCAAACAAUCACUCAUAUCACAGAUUUAUCAUUUGGUCUCCCAACGCCCACCGAGUGCCUGUAAUUUCCUCCCCUUGCCGCCGCUACUAUCUCAGGGUGCUCGUCCGAAAGCAGCAAAUGGGCCUUCUGAUGCUCCCACUCAGAUUACCUACCGAACAUACGCUACGUUGUCGUUUAUCAUGAUCUCCACAUCGACCGAAUCCCCUCUCGCCCUGAUCGACUUGAUUCAGGUCUUUGUCGAAGCGCUGGAUCGUAUCUUCGAAAACGUUUGCGAGCUGGAUUUGAUUUUCGGGUUCGAAACUAUGCAUGCUGCUCUAAACGAGAUGAUCGUGGGAGGCGUCGUCGUAGAGACUAAUAUCGAUAAGAUCGUCGCGGGGGUCCGAAAUCAGGAGGGAAAUCUGGGCAAGAGGAAAGCCAUUCAGGCAGCGAGCUCUGUUGGGCGCGGUGGAAUCGCUGGGCUGGGUGGCUGGCGCUAA
Monascus purpureus is the source of this 555-nucleotide messenger RNA. Lineage: Eukaryota; Fungi; Ascomycota; Eurotiomycetes; Eurotiales; Aspergillaceae. The record is from the annotation of a GenBank genome assembly.